UUGUUCGGAAAUUACACUUCUAGAUAUCAUGAUUUUCAGUUUUUUCCUGAUAAGGAUUGCCUGAGAGAGCUGGAAAGCUGCGAACGUGAUGAACCGUCGGAACAGGCCAUCCUCUCUCGUUAUGUGGCAAGAAACAGGGUGCCGAUAAAAACGAGGGAUUUUGCCAGAGGAAUACGAUUCUGCGCAAAAUGUAAAUGUAUAAAGCCUGAUCGAGCUCAUCAUUGUUCCAUUUGUGGACAGUGUGUAUUAAAGUUCGAUCAUCAUUGCCCUUGGGUAAACAACUGUGUCAAUUUUUAUAACUACAAGUUUUUUCUCUUAUUUCUGGGAUAUGGUUUCGUUUUCUGUAUCUUCGUCUUCUUCACUGACUUGCCGUAUUUUAUACAGUUUUGGACGCGGGACUACUUGGAACGAAAUUUGAAGGCUAGCAAAAUUCACAUCCUGUUUCUGGUUUUCGUUUCCGGAAUGUUUGCCAUAUCACUUUCGUUUCUCUUCUUUUAUCACCUCUACUUAACAGCGAAGAAUAGGACUACAGUUGAAUCUUUCCGUGCUCCGAUGCUCGAGGGUGGACCUGACAAACGCGCCUUUGAUCAUGGCAUUCGUGCCAAUUAUAGAGAAGUUUUUGGCUACGAUAGCAGGUUGUGGUUAUUACCGAUAUUCUCAAGGUUUGUUAAAAUUUUUGCUCAUUUUGAUUUAUGA
This is a messenger RNA of Cooperia oncophora, 696 nucleotides long. The record is from the annotation of a GenBank genome assembly. Lineage: Eukaryota; Metazoa; Nematoda; Chromadorea; Rhabditida; Trichostrongylidae.